Passer montanus (Eurasian tree sparrow) is the source of this 3069-nucleotide messenger RNA. Its product is annotated as opsin-5-like. Bases 1 to 1197 code for a protein of 398 amino acids. Gene Ontology annotation, molecular function: G protein-coupled receptor activity. Gene Ontology annotation, biological process: G protein-coupled receptor signaling pathway. The record is from RefSeq and is a predicted model, not a curated record. Gene Ontology annotation, cellular component: membrane. Lineage: Eukaryota; Metazoa; Chordata; Aves; Passeriformes; Passeridae. The transcript is spliced from 6 exons.
AUGUCUGUCCCGUUUUCUGCACAGGCACCCUGGAGGAACAACAACAUCAGUUUUCUGACCAGAGAGGCAGCUGUAACAGAGCAAGGAGAGACCAUCAUAGGUUUCUACCUGUUGGCUUUAGGUUGGUUGUCUUGGUUUGGAAACAGCAUUGUGAUUUUUGUCCUGUAUAAGCAAAGACAUCUUCUGCAGCCCACCGACUACCUCACAUUUAACUUGGCAGUGUCAGAUGCCAGUAUCUCUGUGUUUGGUUAUUCACGGGGCAUCAUUGAAAUCUUCAAUGUCUUCAGAGAUGAUGGAUUCAUAAUCACGUCGAUAUGGACUUGCCAGGUUGAUGGCUUCCUGACACUUCUCUUUGGCCUGGCUAGCAUUAAUACCCUUACAGUGAUCAGCGUGACACGCUAUAUCAAGGGCUGCCAUCCUGAGAGAGGUCACUGCAUCAGCAACAGCAGCAUGUCGGUGGCCCUGGUCCUCAUUUGGGUGGCCGCUUUCUUCUGGUCUGCAGCUCCACUGCUUGGCUGGGGCAGCUAUACAGAUCGCAUGUAUGGCACAUGUGAGAUAGACUGGGCAAAAGCCAACUUCUCUACAAUCUACAAGUCCUACAUCGUCUCCAUUUUUAUCUGCUGCUUUUUCCUGCCUGUCACAGUCAUGGUCUUCUCAUAUGUGUCGAUCAUCAACACAGUCAAACUAAGCCAUGCACUGACAGGACUGGGUGACCCCACAGACAGACAGAGGAGAAUAGAGCGGGACGUCACCAGGGUUUCUAUUGUCAUUUGCACAGCCUUCAUUAUUGCAUGGUCACCAUAUGCUGUCAUCUCUAUAUGGUCUGCCUAUGGUCACCCUGUGCCCAACCUUACCAGCAUCCUUGCCAGUUUGUUUGCUAAGUCUGCUAGCUUCUACAAUCCCAUUAUCUACUUUGGAAUGAGCUCCAAAUUUCGAAGAGACAUUUUCAUCUUGUUCCAUUGUGCCAAGGAAGUCAAGGACCCUGUGAAACUCAAACGUUUCAAAAACCUCAAACCAAAGCAGCCACAGCCUUCUCAGAAAGAAGAGAAGUAUGCACCAGAAAUGCACCCUGCACCAAGCCCUGAUUCCGGGGUGGGAAGCCCAACCAACACCCCACCUCCAGCAAAGAGGGAAGUGUAUUUUGGUAUUCUCGAUACACCAUCCAAUAAUCCCAAUAUUGAAUGUGAUAGAUUGUAAGUUUUGUGGCUGCUUAAUACACAUACACACUCUGUGUUCAGGAAGACCCUCUACAGAGCGGUGCUUGAGUAAUUUACUAAUUCCCAUUCCAUCUGUUUCUUGCAAUAGCACUGAUGACUAUACAACUCAAGCAAAUCAGAUGGUAAAGUGAUAUUUUCCAUAUAUGUAGGUACAAAAUGCUCCAAAGAACAUUAAAAUGUGGGCAGCACACCCAGUGCCAGAAGCACUUGAUUUUCACAUGCGUGCAGGAAAAGAAAGACUGACUUCAGGAAAGCAGGCAUUAGUUAGCAAAACUAACUGAUCUAUUCCUAUCCAAAUUUUAUAAAUUCUCGACUACAUUUCCAAAUAUGUCUUUUGCUCUUUAACAGUCACGGCCAUAGAUGAUUGAUUUAACUCUGUGGUACCUCACAGCUAUGGCUGUAAGAGAAGACUGGCCCUGCUGAGAUUGCUGUGGAGCUGCUACAGCUCCAAAGGCUGCAAGGUGCUGGAAAAAUCCCUGUUCCCCCUGCAGGGUACCCAGGUGUGCCCACCAUAGGGCCUCCAGGCCCCACAGGCACCUCAUGGGAUUGUGUCUGAUCACAGGAUCAGAGAAUACUUUGUGUUGGAAGGAACCUUUUAGAUCAUCUCAUUCCAACCCCCCUGCUAUGGACAGAGACACCUUCCACUAGACCAGGUCACUCAGACCCCAUCCAGCCUGGCCUUGAAUGCUUCCAUGGAUGGAGCACCCACAGUUCCCUGGGCAACCUGUUGCAGUGUGAAGAAUUUCAGUGAAUAAUUUCUUCCUAAUAUCUAAUCUAAACCUACUGUCUUUCAGUUUAAAGUCUUUCCCCCUUGUCCUAUCACUUGUAAAGAGUCCCUCUCUAUCUUUCUUGUAGGCUCCCCUUUGGUACUGGAAGGCUGCUGUAAGGUUUCCCCAAAGCCUCCUCCAGACUAAAGAGCCCCAGCUCUCAGCCUGUCUUCAUAGAUCACCUUCAUAGGCCAUCUUCUGAUGGCCUGUGCCUGACUCUGUGUGUCUAUGCAAGGACUGGGAGUUGUAAUGUAUUGAAAAUACUAGUCUGGUGUUUUCUAGUCACUGUAGUCUGAGCAGUGGCUUCAUAUUUUCCUCACUGGUUUGCAGAGCUAUUUCCACCCCCACUGACCUUCCUGGUGAUCAGGGCCUGGCUGUGGAAUUCUGAUUCAGGAAAGCUGAUUUUACUGAUCUGUCUCCAAAUUUAUUGUUUUUCUACCUUCCUCUGAAGGUGGAGCAAGAGAUGUACAGGUAACGAAAACUGACUUAGGUUUUAAGAGUUCUGGUGAGGUGUGGCAUCAGAGCUAUUUACAAAAUAUAAUCCAACACUUCACUUUUGCUUCUAAAGAAAGUGUUGUUACCUGCCUAUGGGUAAAAAGUGACUUUUUUUAAACCAAACUUAGUAGCAAUUAAAGAUAAUGAUUUAAACAGCUAUGCUGUAGGCCUAAAUCAGUUGCCAGGCUACCAGAUGUUACAUAUCCAGUUAUAUCACCAAGUUUAUUCUACAGAAUCAAAAUGAGGAGGUAUGUUUUCAUAAUUCCCCAUCGUGUAAAUUGACUGCAUACUCAAAGACUUCUUUUAAAAUGUUUCUGUGUUAGCCAUGGAAAUUGUGGGUUCACUUAGUGCCAUUUGCAACUUAAACAAGGGAAAAAGAAGUUGGGGGGGAAGAAAAAACCAGCAACACUCUUUGCUAACCUGUGCUAUUUACAAACUUUUGAAAUCUUGCUGUCUGGGUGUGUUGAAAUAUAGUUGUUUUGCAAAAAUAUGCUCUUCCAGAUGUGUUUCUUGGGAAAGUUUCUAAGAGAGCCCACCUCAGUUCCCCCCAUUACUCUAUUUGUUUUGAGAAAUUCAUCCGUGUUUUGAAG